AUGAAUGCGCUCACCGUCGACCGGGCGCGGGCACUGCUGCGCGGCGGCGCGGACCCCCUCGCCGGCGCGCCUUCUGCCCUCGAGCGGGCGCGCGUCCUCUGCUCGUGGAGCGAGUCGGAUCCGACCGUUGCGGCCGUCGGCUCCACAGUCGCGGUCCACUCUCUGGUCUCGCGGCCCUCGAUGAACGGCAAGGUCGGUGUCGUCGUCUCCGCAAACGCUUCGACGGGCCGCUUCGGCGUGCGCGUGGCGGGCGAGGCCAAGGCGCUUGCGCUCAGGCGCGCAAUGCAAUGGCCGGCCAACCUGCAGCCAGCGGCCGAGGCGGUGGAGGUGGGCAGGCUCAUCCUCAAGGCGACGGAGUGGUCGCCGCAGUCUCACGAGCUCUUCCCGGAGCCGGCUCGCAAGUGUGCGGUCGAGGUGAUGCGGCUGGGCUACCUGAUCGCGUGGGACGAGGAGCGCUUCGACAGCCGCGAGGGAGCGGCUCCAGAGCUGGCUGACGUCUGGCGCGGCUUUGUGCUGCCAAGGUUUGCGUCUCGUCUCCGCGUCGCGCGGCUCCGAGUAGAUGAGGUUGACGGCACGCUCGAGCGCCCGAAUGCCGCACGCCUCGCGGCCGAGCUCUGA
Emiliania huxleyi CCMP1516 is the source of this 618-nucleotide messenger RNA. RefSeq lists its product as hypothetical. Lineage: Eukaryota; Haptophyta; Isochrysidales; Noelaerhabdaceae. Bases 1 to 618 code for a protein of 205 amino acids. The record is from RefSeq and is a predicted model, not a curated record. The transcript is spliced from 5 exons.